UUUUUCUGUUUUUUGUUGUUCAAAAACUGUCAAUACUCCACCAAACCAACGGUCGUCAUCCUUCAUUUUCAAUAUUUUCAUUUAAUUUCGUUUUUUUUUUUGUGCUACUGUUACCACAAAUUAUUUUUAAUAUAAUUUAAACUUGAAUAGGGAUUAGUAAAAAUCGUCGAAAAUGUCUAAACAGCGAAAAACGGAGGAGCUAGUGGAGAAGCACAUGAAAACCAUCACAAUCCCUCCAAUACCAGGCCUGGAAAAGAGUACUAAGGAAUUGGUAACGAAAAUGAUUGACCAUCCUGCUUUCAACAAUCCAAACUAUAAGUGGAGCCUGGACGACUAUGAAUUAGGAAAGCGCCUGGGAAGAGGUAAAUUUGGCAGAGUAUUUUUGGCGCGUGAGAGACGCAGUGGAUUUAUAGUUGCCCUAAAGACACUAUUGAAAAAGGAACUUGUUUUGGGGCGCGUCGAAAAACUAACAUUGAGAGAAAUUGAAAUUCAAAGCCACUUGAAACAUCCCAACAUACUCCAGCUUCUAGCCUGGUUCCACGAUUCUCACAGAAUUUACUUAGUCUUGGAAUAUGCUGGAAAAGGAGAGAUAUACAACCAUUUGAAAAAUUCUGCUAAUGGCAGAUUUGAUGAUCGCAGAUCUGCGAAAUACGUGUAUCAAGUUGCUGAUGCUCUGGAUUAUUGCCAUCAGAACCACGUUAUUCACAGGGAUAUCAAACCUGAAAACUUGCUGCUGACUAUUACUGAUGAUGUUAAGUUGGCUGAUUUCGGUUGGUCUGUUCACUCGCCUUCAAUGAAAAGAAACACUAUGUGUGGUACUUUGGAUUACUUACCACCAGAAAUGGUUGACAACAAAGAUUAUAGACAUCAUGUUGAUAAUUGGUGUUUGGGAAUUUUAUGCUAUGAAUUUUUGCAUGGUUACCCUCCGUUUGAAGGCAAAGAGGAACAAGAAACUUAUCAACGAAUUAGAAUGAGAGAUUUGCGUUUUGGUGAACACAUUAUUGACAAUGCCAAACAUUUUAUUUCAAACCUGGUCGUCAUUAAAGGUGAGAAAAGAAUGUCCUUGAAAGAGGCUAUGAGCCAUCCAUGGAUUUUGGAGAACUGGGUUAAAACCGGAAAAAAAUAAAGUUUCACUUUAAAUCGGAGUCAAUUGGAUUUUUAUUAAUUCUUGAUUUUCCAUCUAAUCGGUUCUGACUUAUAACUUUUUCGUUUGUGUUUAGUUUAUAUUUUUUUAGUAUUGCAUUAUCCUUAUGGUAAAAAAAUAGUGCCACGCUACAAAUAAUCAUUAGUCAAUUAGAUCGUUCAAAAUUAUUUCCAAUCAUCUGAUUUUCUUUUGAUUAAUUUGGUGCAUAUUUUUUUUGAUUUAUGUAUUUAGUAUUCUAUGUGUUUUGUCACUGUCACAACUAAAUUUAGUCUACAAUGAGAAGUGUUUUUUUUUGUACAAAUUUUGUGAUAGUGUUAUUAAUAA
Messenger RNA from Ceutorhynchus assimilis (cabbage seed weevil), 1468 nucleotides. The record is from the annotation of a GenBank genome assembly. Lineage: Eukaryota; Metazoa; Arthropoda; Insecta; Coleoptera; Curculionidae.